Messenger RNA from Bacidia gigantensis, 1017 nucleotides. RefSeq lists its product as uncharacterized. NCBI's taxonomy places the organism in Eukaryota, Fungi, Ascomycota, Lecanoromycetes, Lecanorales, Ramalinaceae. The record is from RefSeq and is a predicted model, not a curated record. The coding region runs from base 1 to 1017 and encodes 338 amino acids. Gene Ontology annotation, molecular function: L-2-aminoadipate:2-oxoglutarate transaminase activity; aromatic-amino-acid:2-oxoglutarate transaminase activity; pyridoxal phosphate binding. The transcript has a single exon. Gene Ontology annotation, biological process: L-tyrosine biosynthetic process; aromatic amino acid catabolic process.
AUGACGCCACCCGUAGCAACAGACAUUGAUCGCCUUUCCACCCCUGCGUCGGACACACAGAUAGCUACGAUCCAAUCGGAUCGUCUCAGUGUCAAUGGCGUUGCUGCACGAAGAUCCAAGGCACCUGCCCUCGUUGCAGGUACAGCUGCCUUCACGAGCAGUGACAUGUUCAAGAGUCGGGGUUAUGGCAAGCCAAAGUCAAAGCGGUGGGACCAUCGAUUGACGGAUGAGAGCAAGUCACGCAAACCGUCUUCACUGAAAGCUGCAGCACAACAUUUGAAGAUCCCUGGAAUGAUCUCGCUGGGAGGGGGUCUGCCAUCAAGUCAAUACUUUCCAAUUGAGCACAUUGAAGUCAAAGUCCCAUCAGUGCCACAUUUCUCUGAGGAGGAGACGAAAGCCUUCGGUAUCAUCAAAAGAGCCGGGAAGCAUGACAUUGCGGAGGAAAAAAGUAUAUAUGACCUUCAUGUUGCCCUCAACUACGGCCAGGCCACUGGUUCAGCACAAUUACUGAGGUUCAUUACCGAGCACACGGAGAUUGUGCACAGUCCUCCCUAUCAAGACUGGCAAUGCUCGACGACCGUCGGCUCGACAAGUGCACUUGAAUUAGCCUUUCGCAUGUUUGUCAACCGUGGCGACUAUCUCUUAACCGAAUCCUAUACAUUCUCCUCCGCCGCUGAGACCGGCCGUCCCUUGGGCGCAAGGUGGGUAGGCGUUGGCAUGGACACUGAAGGUCUGCUUCCUUCGAGUCUCGAUUCCAUUUUAUCCCAAUGGGAUCCAGCAGUGCACGACAAUAAACCCAAGCCAGGGCUUCUGUACACUGUGCCGUCGGGGCAAAAUCCUACAGCAGCGACGCAAUCUUUCAAGCGACGCAAAGAGAUAUACCGUGUGGCACAGAAGCAUGAUCUCUAUAUCUUAGAGGACGAACCCUACUACUUCCUCCAGAUGCAGCCUUACACUGGACCCAAUGCCCCUGACGUUCCCCCCCUGCAUCCCAUGAAGAGUUCCUUAAAAGCCUAG